CAUGGCGAGCCCAGCCCGCCCAUGUCGCGAAUCUAUCGGCAGGAGGGGCGCUACCUUCCCGCGCCGCCUGACGGCCUCUGCCUCACUUACUGCGCCAUCGCAGCCCGCAACACGUUCGACUGGGUGCGCGACAGGGGCCAAGGCGGCUUCCGCCGCAACCAUGCCCAGGCUUGGCAGGACAAUGCCGAGGCCAAGGUCGUCCGUGAGAUGGUGAUGAGAGCCAUGGGCGAUGAGGGGCUCGCGGCAGAAGUGGUCCGGCUUCGGCAGGCGGGCGCAGCGGGCUACCCCGGCGAAGACGAGCUUCGCAUCUACGCCAAGGUUCUGAACGGCCAGAUCGAAAUCAAGGACCCCGUCGGGCACCUGCGCAUCCAGGGGUCAGCAGGCCCAGACGACGUAAUCGACGAGGACAUGCUCGCGAUUUGGGCGGACACCAUCGGCGGGCGCGUCGAGAAGCUCCCGUCCACCGCGGACAGCGCGACCUUGUUGCCCAUGAUCGUCCUCGGCGACAGGGCGCCCCCGAGGUUGUACCGCGUCAUGUUCGAGAUGCACGAGGGCAGCGGCGGCGUUGAGGUGCCGCGCUGGAUCUUAUCCGGCUCGCACAUGCAGCCGCAAGGGCUCCACCAGAACACCAGGUCACCGCAGCCUUGCAGCGCUGCGCGGACGAGCUUGAAACCACCCCUCGACAUGGGCGCCGCAAGCUCAGGACAUGACUCGCGUGAUGGGAGCAUCCGGAAGCGCUCGCGGUGGGGCGAGCUGGGCGACGGGGGGGCAGAUGACGUCGACGCCGACGCCGAAGGAGGCCCCGUUGCUCGCGAACGAGACCAAGCUCGCGACGGGCACCAGGCGCAGGGCACGCACGAGAGCAAGGGCGCUCCGAGGAACGGCGCGGACUUCGAGUGGCCGAUCGACCCCGGAGGCGCCCUUCACGACGGUGUGCUCCUCCGCGAGAAUGACGCGGCGCUCACGGCGGAGCACGCGACGGUGCAGGUGCAGCGGGCCCGCAACCCAGCUCCAGCGCAGACAGGCAACGCCCGGGCGGAGCGGCUUCAGAGCCACGCCUGGGGAGGGGCAAAGCCGACAAGGACGCGGUCUUCCUGGAAGCGGCGCGUCGGCGCAGGGGAUGGCAAGCCGUGCGACUACGACGCCGAUGACCGCCCAGGCGAGAGAGCCCGCGUGCAAACCCACCGCGGCGAGUCGCACUGCAUGUUCUGCGACGGAGAGGUCCUCCGCAGCCGGGACAGCGCCCAGAACGGUCGGGAGAUUACAGUGGCCCUCGCACGCCCGAUUCAGCGCGGCAGCCCCCACCUAUCAGAAGACGCACUGGCGAUCAUGGAAGCGGAGCUCGGACCCGAGAAGAAGGACCGCCACAAGAAGAAUGCCGAGAACGCUCUCCGCCCGCCCGGGCGUAAUGCCCGCCGCGAGGGUAGGGCAAUCAGGUUCGACGACGAGUGCAUCCGCGGCAUGAUGAGCGCCGCAGCAGGUGCCCCGCUGGUUCCAGGCGAGGAGCUCUCCACGGGCCUCCGCGCGCUGCAGGAACUGACUGGGCCCGCGCUGGUCGAGAGUCCAGUGACAUUCACGGGGGUGUCGAACAAGUCGCUGACAGCACUGCUACGCGGCGCGGAUGAGGAGAUCAAG
Prorocentrum cordatum is the source of this 1635-nucleotide messenger RNA. Lineage: Eukaryota; Dinophyceae; Prorocentrales; Prorocentraceae. The record is from the annotation of a GenBank genome assembly.